This is a messenger RNA of Plodia interpunctella (Indianmeal moth), 2836 nucleotides long. RefSeq names its product peptide transporter family 1-like. Gene Ontology annotation, molecular function: dipeptide transmembrane transporter activity. The record is from RefSeq and is a predicted model, not a curated record. Gene Ontology annotation, biological process: dipeptide import across plasma membrane. The transcript has 14 exons. Lineage: Eukaryota; Metazoa; Arthropoda; Insecta; Lepidoptera; Pyralidae. Gene Ontology annotation, cellular component: plasma membrane. The coding region runs from base 558 to 2645 and encodes 695 amino acids.
AGUACCGACAUCUUCUCAGUAAGCAGUGUUUCGUGAAAUUUUUUAUGGGACAAUUUUAUUUUGCGUGCGUUUGUGUAUAUUUUAAACUAUGUUAACUUUUUGUGAAGGAAAGUUAUGUGUCUUAUCAGGAGUUGAAUGUGCGUGAAAUGUGAUAAAUUCGUAAUAAGUGUAUUGCUUACAAUCUCUGCAUGGGUACUAGAUACGCCUAGCUUUGUCGAUUUAAAAUGAUUUGUAGUUAUUACUUAAAUUUAAUUGGAAUAUAAUGCUUAUACGGAUCUUACAUGUAAAAUUGUAUAAAGAAUACAAAAAUGUGAUCUUUUUUAACAGCACGUUUGAUGGAUAGUUGCAGAUCAUGUAUAGGUACGUGAUUAUUUUGGAGAAUCAUUUGAAAUGUCGCCCAUAUCUAGAUGUUUGUUUGCCAGGGCUCAACUUUGCCAACAUUGCGUAUUAAUGUUAACGAUUUUAUCAGAGUAACCUAUCGUUAUCAAGCCUUCAGCAGCGUGCAGGUGCACUAUUUAAGUUUCUACUUUAAUUGAAGCAGUGUUGUUAAUUAUAAAAUGCGGCAAGAGGAAGUAAUCGAAGAGGCUAGCGACUUGCUGACGCAUCGGAAUGUUAAGAAACUUCCGUAUCCGAAAGCGGUUGGAUUCAUAGUCACAAAUGAGUUUUGCGAGAGAUUCUCAUACUAUGGGAUGCGAACAAUACUGUCCCUGUACCUGCGCGACAAGCUGGGCUACUCGGACAAUGGCGCGACGGUGAUCUACCACGUGUUCACCAUGUUCGCCUACUUCUUCCCACUGCUGGGCGCCAUGAUUGCGGACGGCUGGCUCGGCAGGUUCAGGACAAUACUGUACUUGUCGCUAGUGUACGCCGCCGGCACCGUCCUCAUCUCACUGACCGCCAUGCCGCCGAUCAGUUUACCUCAACUUGAAUUCACCAUCUUCGCGUUACUUCUCAUAGCCUUCGGCACGGGGGGGAUCAAGCCUUGCGUGUCUGCCUUUGGAGGGGACCAGUUCAAGCUGCCCGACCAGGAGAGGUACCUGGGCUACUUCUUCUCCCUCUUCUACUUCGCCAUCAACGCCGGCAGCCUCAUCUCCACUUUCCUCACGCCCAUCCUUAGGGCUGACGUCCACUGCUUCGGGGAAAACGACUGCUAUUCCUUAGCUUUUGGCGUCCCUGGAAUACUCAUGAUUGUAUCCAUUCUUUUCUUCGUAGCCGGCAAAAGAUUGUACAUAAUAAAAAACCCGGCGGGGAAUGUGAUUGGCCGCGUCGGCACGUGCAUUGGCCAUGCGAUAGUGAGAUCGUGUAAGAACGAAGAGAAACGCGAGCACUGGCUGGAUCAUGCCGACGACAAGUACGACGCUGGACUCAUCGAAGACGUCAAGGCGUUGCUGCGAGUGCUCGUGCUCUUCAUCCCGCUGCCAGUAUUCUGGGCACUGUUCGACCAGCAAGGUUCGAGAUGGACUUUCCAGGCAGACCGCAUGGACCAGGACAUAGGCAACUGGCAGCUGAAGGCGGACCAGAUGCAAGUGCUCAAUCCUCUUCUUAUUCUAGUCUUCAUUCCUCUUUUCGAAGUGGCAAUUUAUCCAUUCCUAACGUGGUGCCGACUGAUCAAGAAACCCCUUCACAAAAUGAUUUGGGGAGGAAUAUUAGCUGCGUGCGCCUUUGUGAUUUCUGGUAUAGUGGAACUGCAUCUUCUGCCUACGUAUGGUACUCCAGUAGCAGCUGGUCUCGCUCAGCUCAGAGUCUACAACGGAUUUAACUGUAACGUUACGUUAAGCACAGGUUCGAAUAACACCCACGUUAUUGGACCCCUGUCAGCCUAUGAACAAUUAGAUAUAAAAGCUGACCAAGUCACUCAAUUGCCGUAUUCAAUGCAGGGCGAGGCCGACACCAAUUGUGCAAGCGUCACUUACAGCGGAAUUUUUAGCUUGAAAGAGAAAACAGCCAAUUCCUUCUUUAUUAACAGCAACGGUGUCUUUAACUUUACUGAUAAGAAUGAUAAGGCCAUCGACGGUGUUAGUGUGAGAUUUUUAUCUAAUAUCAAGAAAUUAGUACAGAUAAAUGUAUUUGACACGAAGAAGAACAUCACGAAGUUGAUCACCCCGAGCAGUGAUACCGAGCCCAGGCACAUCGAAAAAGGUGUCAGUAGUGUGGACAUAAAUGGCGUCAUAGUCUUGAAAGAUUUCUACUUCCAAUCCGGAGCUGUGUACACAAUAAAUGUAUAUGAAGACAACAAUGGAACUUACUGGGCAAAUCCAGUGAUGAUAACCCCCGCGAACACAGUGCACAUCCUGUGGCUGAUCCCACAAUACGUGGUGAUGACGAUGGGCGAGGUGAUGUUCUCGGUGACGGGGCUGGAGUUCUCCUUCACCCAGGCGCCGUCCAGCAUGAAGUCGGUCCUGCAGUCCGUCUGGUUGCUCACCGUCGCCGUCGGAAACCUCAUCGUGGUGCUCAUCGUCGAAGGAAACUUCUUAGAUGCUCAAUGGAAGGAGUUUUUCCUGUUCGCGGGUCUGAUGCUGGUGGAUAUGCUAAUUUUCGCGACGCUCGCGCUGCGUUACCGGUACGUGGACGUGCGAUCCAGCGUCGAGGAGCUGCCGGUCGAGGAGAUAAGACUGCCGGAGAAAAAUGCCCAGAAACAAUCCUAGCUGAUAUGGUUAAUAAAUAUGACCCGGCGCCGGCGCAUCACUGGGGCUGAUGACAAGCGACGGCGGUUAACCACCCGUGUCCUGCUCACAGAUAAAUAGGGUCAAUUGCACUGCUUCUCAAACAUUUAUUUAUUGAAAUAAUAAGGUCCAAAAAUCCUCGCAAAAACUAGACAAUAAAUAUUUUCAAGAAA